Molecule: messenger RNA, 543 nt
Organism: Mycena indigotica
Lineage: Eukaryota; Fungi; Basidiomycota; Agaricomycetes; Agaricales; Mycenaceae
Exons: 7
Coding region: 1-543 (180 amino acids)
Source: RefSeq, a predicted model, not a curated record
AUGUUCUUGCUGUUUUGUGCCCACUUUAACCUGGCUGACCUUCUGCUCGCGAACAAACGCAAGCAGGACUGUUCUUGCUUAACAUCGGGCACGCAACAUCUCUUCAAGUCUCAAUUCAAGUUUGCACAAGACAUACUUCAGUUUACCUUCGAGAUAUCUGACCAAGCGUUGCAGAUUCCUCCUCCCAGGCAACGCGUUGUGCGAUCACUCAACGUGGAGCUCGCCAACAUUCUGCUCCGCGUUGAUGAUGCGGGCAUUCGCGCUGGAUGUGGAACGUUGGGAGGGUGCGCUGUCGUCUGGUUGUCCUCUACAUUCUGCGUUAUGGCGAUAGACAGCGUCUCCCUUGUCUUAGCAGUCCCAAUUUGGCGCGAAUCGGGAGCGGCAGCGGCUCGGGAGCUAGCUUCCGGCCAAGGCUGGUCGAGUGCGGGAGGGCGGCAUUGUGCUGCCGCAGAGACCGCAUCGUUCCCGGCCUUGUCCGACGUUCAUUCGGCGGGAAUCAGCGGCGGCAGCGGUUCGGGGAAGGCUACAGGCAGCGGCCCGUGA